AUGAUUAUUACAUUUAAAUUUAAUAAAAAAAUUAAAAAUGUAAUUCACUUUGCUAUUUUGUUGGCUUUUAUUUUAAAAUUAGAUUUCCAUAUUAUAUUUCCGAUCAUGUUGCCAGUACUUCACUGGCCUUCCACAAGUAAAGGCUAUCAACUAGAAUACCCUAUCGGCUAUGGCACCUUUGGAGUUGUUUAUUCUGCUGUCAUCCUCACAGGUGCCCACAUAAAUGAAAGGGUAGCCAUCAAAGUGGUAAAUCUUGACCAAUUUCCUGACGAUAGUUUAGACGAAAUCAAAAGGGAAAUAAAAAUCCCUCGUUUAUGUUCCCAUCCCAAUGUAAUUAGCUAUCAUACCUCUUUUAUAUCUGGAAAACAGCUUUGAAUGGUAAUGCCUCUUCUUGACGCUGGAAGUGUGGCAAAUUUGCUUCAUCAUAAAUUCCCAUCAGGAAUCAAAGAUGAAGUUGCGUUGGCAAGUGCACUAAAAGAAGUAUUAGAAGCCCUGGCUUAUUUUCAUGCUAAUAAUCAAAUUCAUAGAGAUGUUAAGGGUGCAAAUAUUUUAUUGAGUCGGGAUGGCAAGGUUAUGCUAGCUGACUAUGGUGUAGUUGCCAAGCUGAGAGGAGGCAUGCUUGCUAAAACAUUUACUGGUAGCCCUUGCUGAAUGGCUCCUGAAGUGAUAGAAUCUGAGUUUAGAGGGGGGUAUGACUUUAAAGUAGAUAUUUGGAGCUUUGGAAUCACUGCAAUUGAGCUAGCGAAAGGGCUACCUCCUUAUGCGAAGCAUCCUGCAAUGAAAGUUAUGCUUUUGGUUCUUAAUAAUGAUCCUCCAUUUUUAGGCAGAGAUGAGCCUUUUAGCAAUUCAUUUAAAGAAAUGGUUAACUCAUGUUUGCAAAAGGAUCCUGAAUUAAGGCCAACCGCUGAACAACUUUUAAGAACAAAGUUUUUCCAUAAAGCAAAAGGCAAAAAUUAUAUCCGAGAUCAUCUCCUGGAAAACUUUCCUUCUCUACAAGCUCAGUUUUCUUAUCAAAAACUUCAUCCUAAAAUCGAAGAGUCAUUUUCAACCUUUUUUCAAAGUUCAGAUGCUUGGGAUUUUAAUGUAUCUGGCGAGGCAAAUAAUUCGUCACAGAAUGAUGACCCUUUUUCUGCUAUAGAUACUGAUGAAUAUGAAGGAGAUCCUCUUGACACAAUUAAAAAAGACGAUACUUAA
Molecule: messenger RNA, 1194 nt
Organism: Blepharisma stoltei
Lineage: Eukaryota; Ciliophora; Heterotrichea; Heterotrichida; Blepharismidae
Source: the annotation of a GenBank genome assembly